CAUGAAAAUGUGCAACCCUAAAGGAUGUGGUCUGAAGCGAGAUGAGGAAGAAAGUGAGGAGGAAGGAGUGCACUGAACUCUGACGAGCUCCCUGCAAACAACUCUACACGUUACUGAAACGGAGAAAAGAGCGGUGUGAAUUUCAACCUUCCUAAAUUUGAGUGUAAUGUUUCUGUGAAGAUGCGUUGACGACUGAGACGAGAUGGAAGUGGAGGAGACUGGUGAAACGAGGACUUCCUGGUAUGCAGCACUAGGAGAGUCACACUCCAUCACCUGUGAUCAUGCUGGGAAGAAGAGAAAACAAGAUCCGGCCCCUGAACCUGUGAUCAGAAUCAUCGAGGAUGAAGAGGAAGAUGAGGAGGAUGAGAUGAUGUCCUGCCACAUGAGAGAUUCAGAGGAGCCCAGUAAUAAAAGGGUGAAACCUGUGGUGAAGUCCAAUAGCCUAACAGGUGUCCUAACCCCGAUGAAGACCCCUGCUCUGAAACGCAUUGGACAGUCCAUUUCGCGGUCUAUUAGUUUUCGCACAGAAGCUCGACCUUUGCCCCCAGCUCCGCUGCGCUCUCGCACAAAAGCUUCGUCGUAUCCACGCAGGCGCAACAGCCAAUGCUGGAGUGACACUGUGGAGAGUCAUGACCUCACUGCAAAGGAGAUUAAACGACAAGAGGUGAUCUACGAGCUGACUCAGGGUGAGAGACAACUCAUUGAGGAUCUCAGUCUGGUCAAGAAGGUGUACUAUGAGCCCAUGCUGAAGUUGGACAUCUUGACAGAGAGUGAGCUUGGACAGAUCUUUGGUACACUGGACUCUCUCAUUCCUCUCCAUCAAGAUCUUCUGAGUCGUCUUGAGCGGCUGCGGGGAUCAGAGAAGACAGUCGGACAGGUGGGGCCUACUUUGAUGCACUGGUUCCCUUGCCUUGAGGCUUACGUCACAUACUGCUGUAACCAGGUGGGCGCUAAAGCCCUGCUGGACCAGAAAAAGCACGAGAAACGAGUUGAGCACUUCCUGCGCCUGUGUCAGGAGUCUUCGUUCAGCAGGAAACUGGACCUGUGGAACUUCCUGGAUCUCCCUCGAAGCCGUUUAGUUAAAUACCCCCUGCUGUUGAAAGAGAUACAGAAGUGCACGCCGCCAGAGCACCCGGAUGAGGACGCAUUGCCUGAUGCUUUGGACCUGAUCCAAACCAUUGUGGCAGAGGUGAACAAGAAGACAGGAGAAGCGGAGUGUCAGUUCUACAGGCGGGGUCUCAUAUACCUCGAAGAGAGUCAGAGACUAACAGAGAUCCAGCUGUCCCGCUUCCUCUACUGCCACGGAGAGCUCAAGAACAACAAGGGCCAGCGGCUGCAUGUAUUCCUGUUCGAGCAGGCUUUGGUGCUGACCAAGCCGGGGGAGGACAAAGAGGGAGGUCAGGUGUUCCAUGUCUACAGACAGCCUCUGCCCAACUCCUCAAUAUACCUGGAGGAGAUCCCAGAUGGGGAGCCUGGUGGAGGGGGCACCUUCAGAGGAGCCUUCACCGGUGGAAAUGAUAAAGUGAAGAACUGUUUCCGUGUGAGCAGCAGAGGGCGCUCCAAAGCUCACCCUUACAGCCUGCAGGCCAACGACUCGUUCAGCAAGCAGCAGUGGAUCACCUGUCUGCGCAGAGCGAUCGUCCAGUCGCGAGAUAGGACCAGCCAGCCGCAGCCCUCCCUUCACCAUGAUCCCGACGUGUAUCACAUAGCCAAGCUCAGCCUCGGCUCCAGCUCGGACACAGAAAUGGCAGACCAAACCAGUUGCUGACUGUGUCAGACUGAUGAUUAGGAGGCCUGGGGAGUGUCUAUAGAUCUGUACAUUGACAUUGGAGAGAAUAAAACAUGGACUGUUUUUGAAAGAUUGUGCUUGGACACAUAUAAUUCUUGCAUUUUCUGAUGGAUUGUGUGAUUGUAGUGAUGUUUACUGUACAGCUUGUGAACAGUAUUAUUGAAUGUGAAUUUACAGUGUAAGUGUUUUUGUUUUUUAAAUAAACUGACACUUGAAAGUU
Cottoperca gobio is the source of this 2009-nucleotide messenger RNA. RefSeq names its product Rho guanine nucleotide exchange factor (GEF) 3, like (gene arhgef3l). The record is from RefSeq and is a predicted model, not a curated record. The transcript has 13 exons. Gene Ontology annotation, molecular function: guanyl-nucleotide exchange factor activity. Gene Ontology annotation, biological process: intracellular signal transduction; positive regulation of Rho protein signal transduction. Lineage: Eukaryota; Metazoa; Chordata; Actinopteri; Perciformes; Bovichtidae. The coding region runs from base 203 to 1768 and encodes 521 amino acids.